This is a messenger RNA of Hemibagrus wyckioides, 5119 nucleotides long. Its product is annotated as sodium bicarbonate cotransporter 3-like. Gene Ontology annotation, molecular function: solute:inorganic anion antiporter activity; monoatomic anion transmembrane transporter activity; sodium:bicarbonate symporter activity. The transcript has 26 exons. Gene Ontology annotation, cellular component: basolateral plasma membrane; plasma membrane; apical plasma membrane. Gene Ontology annotation, biological process: monoatomic anion transport; regulation of intracellular pH; bicarbonate transport. The record is from RefSeq and is a predicted model, not a curated record. Bases 197 to 3853 code for a protein of 1218 amino acids. Lineage: Eukaryota; Metazoa; Chordata; Actinopteri; Siluriformes; Bagridae.
UUCUACAGUCCCACAGAGACUCGCUGCUCUGUCUCACACACUCACACUGUUUUCCGAUCUGUUGCUCCCGUCACACCUCCAUCUCUCUCUCUCCCUCUCUCCCUCACCCCCCCUCUCUCUCUCACACACACACACACACACACACUGCUGAUCCUCUCUCGCUUGUUCUUUCACACACACACAAGACAAGGAGGUCAUGGACAUAGACGACACCACAGGUAGACGCGGGACAGGGGGUGUUCUGGUGGACAUGGAUGGGACGUGUGAAGAAGGAGAUCACAUGCUCAGGAGUCACAGUGAAGAGGCUAUUGUUGACUAUGGCAAGACCAGAUCAGCAUUACAUGCAGACUUUGAGACUGAAGAACUAGAAAGUCACAGGGCUGUGUAUGUAGGGGUUCAUGUCCCUCUUGGGAAAGAGAACAGACACAGGCGUAGACACCGAGGACACCGACACCACCGCAGGAGAACCAAAGAGAGAGAAUCAGAGCAGGACGCAGGAGAGAGAGAAUCUCUCGCACAAGACACCCCAUCUCAGCGUGUGCAGUGUAUUCUGGGUACUGAGGACGGUGACGUGGAGCACGUCCCUCAUGAGCUCUUCACUGAGCUGGAUGAACUCUCUAUUCGACACGGCAACACCGAGUGGAGAGAGACAGCCAGAUGGCUGAAGUUUGAGGAGGAUGUUGAGGAUGGAGGAGAAAGGUGGAGUAAGCCUUAUGUAGCCACGCUGUCUCUGCACAGUCUGUUCGAGCUGCGCAGCUGCAUCCUCAACGGCACCGUGCUGCUCGACAUGAAGGCCGACUCCAUCGAGGACAUUGCGGACAUGGUGAUAGACAGUAUGGUGGCGUCGGGGCAGCUGGAUGAGUCGUUAAGGCCGAAGGUGCGAGAGGCCGUGCUGAAACGGCAUCACCACCAGAACGAGAGGAAGCUAAGUAACCGCUUCCCGCUGGCCGUGCGCUCGCUCGCCGAUAUAGGCAAGAAACACUCCGAGCCGCUGUUACUGGAGCGCAGUGGUGAUGGUUUGUCCACUUCCCGUAACUCUCUUCUGAAACUGGGUGGCUCCAUUUCCAACCUGUCCCAGAGGAGCGACUCGAGAGUCUCCAUGCUGCUGAACCAUCUCCUCCCUGGCACCUCGCCCAGCCCUGUCCCCACCCCUCUGAGCACCCCACCGUCUUCUCGACACUUUGACCUGACAGAGAGAGCCCCACAGGUCCAUCUGGAAAUCCCGGAGGUCGUGGUGUCUCCACCAGAGGAGGAUGAAGAGUCAGAGGAAGAUGUUCUGGAUGUCAAAGCUGGUGAAGACAAGUAUUUGUGUACAUUGGCGUCGUCUUCUUUUCUCUCUGGCUCUGUGGAUGCAGGCAGAUUGAGUGACAGCAGAUCAGCCAAGUCAGGCAACAGCAAAGAUGGCAGCACUGUAGAUCUUAGCAAGGUGGACAUGAACUUCAUGAAGAAGAUUCCUCCAGGUGCCGAGGCCUCCAACGUUCUGGUAGGUGAAGUGGAUUUCCUGGAGAAGCCGAUCAUAGCGUUUGUUCGUCUCUCUCCUGCUGUGCUCCUCACGGGACUCACGGAAGUGCCAGUGCCAACCAGGUUCCUGUUUCUACUACUCGGGCCAUAUGGAAAAGGUCCUCAGUACCACGAGAUCGGACGCUCCAUGGCCACUCUGAUGACAGACGAGAUCUUCCACGACGUGGCGUAUAAAGCCCGGGACAGAGCGGAUCUCCUUUCUGGCAUUGAUGAGUUUUUAGACCAGGUGACUGUUCUUCCUCCAGGAGAAUGGGACCCCACCAUACGCAUCGAGCCUCCCAAGAAUGUUCCAUCACAGAUGAAGCGGAAGAGACCAUCACAACCUAACGGAACCGUGACGUCUACCGAGCCGAGCCACGAGGAGGACCACCAACCCGGCCCAGAGCUUCAGAGAACAGGGAGGAUUUUUGGUGGACUGGUGUGUGAUAUAAAGCGUAAAGCUCCUUUCUACUGGAGCGACGUAUUGGACGGCUUCAGACUGCAGUGUGUAGCGUCGGUGCUCUUCCUCUACUGCGCCUGCAUGUCUCCUGUUAUCACCUUCGGGGGACUUCUAGGAGAAGCUACCAAGAGUAACAUUAGUGCUAUCGAGUCAUUGUUUGGAGCGUCUCUGACAGGAGUGGCGUUCUCUCUGUUCGCCGGUCAGCCCCUGACCAUUCUGGGCAGCACGGGGCCUGUACUGGUGUUUGAGAAAAUCCUCUUCAAGUUCUGCGAGGAUUAUGGAAUGUCCUACCUGUCCCUUCGUGCCUGUAUCGGACUGUGGACGGCGUUCCUUUGUAUAGUGCUGGUGGCAACUGACGCGAGUUCACUGGUAUGUUAUAUCACACGCUUCACAGAGGAAGCAUUUGCUGCACUCAUCUGCAUCAUCUUCAUCUACGAGGCACUGGAGAAACUGCUGCAACUCCGAGAGACCUAUCCCAUCAACACACACACUGACCUGGAUAACCUCACACUGUACAGCUGUCAGUGCUCGGCUCCCAGUCAAAUGUCCAAUGAGACCCUGCAGAUCUGGAACUCAACAGGACACACUACAGAUUCAAUACCAUGGAAUCAACUCAAUGUGACGAUGUGUAAGCACCUGCAUGGCGAGUUUGUAGGUCCUGCUUGCGGACUCCAUGGACCCUUCAUCCCUGAUGUGCUAUUCUGGUCCAUCAUCCUCUUCUUCACCACAUUCUUCCUCUCUUCUCUGCUCAAGCAGUUCAAGACAGAAAGAUAUUUCCCUACCAAGGUGCGCUCCACUAUCAGUGAUUUUGCCGUGUUUUUGACUAUAAUGGUGAUGGUGCUGGUGGAUUAUCUGGUUGGGAUUCCAUCACCCAAACUCAAUGUGCCUGAUCGCUUCGAGCCCACUUCGAAGCACCGUGGUUGGCUGAUCUCUCCGCUUGGUUCUAACCCCUGGUGGAUGGUUCUGGUGUCAGUAAUUCCUGCUCUUCUCUGCACCAUUCUUAUCUUCAUGGACCAGCAGAUCACUGCUGUCAUCAUCAACCGCAAAGAGCACAAACUCAAGAAAGGCUGUGGUUAUCAUCUGGACCUGCUGGUGGUGGCUGUGAUGUUGGGUGUGUGUUCAGUGAUGGGACUGCCAUGGUUCGUGGCUGCAACAGUUCUCUCCAUAUCACACGUGAACAGCCUGAAGCAGGAGUCCAGCUGCUCAGCACCGGGGGAACAGCCCAAAUUCCUGGGCAUCAGGGAGCAGCGGCUUACCGGAGUACUCAUCUUCACCCUCAUGGGCUGCUCCGUCUUCAUGACCUCCAUAUUGAAGUUCAUUCCCAUGCCUGUGCUGUAUGGAGUCUUUCUCUACAUGGGGGUUUCCUCUCUGAAAGGCAUUCAGUUCUUCGACAGGAUAAAGCUGUUCGGUAUGCCGGCGAAGCACCAGCCCGAUCUUAUCUACCUGCGGUACGUGCCGCUGUGGAAGGUUCACGUCUUCACGCUGGUGCAGCUCACGUGUCUGGUUCUGCUGUGGGUUAUCAAAGCCUCGGCCGCUCGCGUCGUCUUCCCCAUGAUGGUGCUGGCAUUAGUGUUUGUGCGAAAGCUGCUGGAUUUCUGCUUCACCAAGCGAGAGCUGAGCUGGCUCGAUGACCUGAUGCCCGAGAGCAAAAAGAAGACAGAGGAUGACAAGAAGAACAAGAAAGCUAAACAGGAAGCUGAGGAGAUGAUGGAGGACGAGGAAGAGGCAGAGGCAGAGACAGAGGCAGGGCUAGCAUACACAGGAGGAAGAGGAGGAGGAAACGUGCUGAAGAUUCCACUGCAGGCUCGCUGUGGCAGGUCCUGCAAGACAUCAGUUCUGUCCACUCACAGUACAGAAGACGAGUAUGAUUCAGGAGAAGGUGGCAUGUGCUAGGCUGAACAUAGAAGCAGUCCGGGGUGGAAAGGACAACUCGAACGUAGAGACGGCACUUUAGGGCGGAGUUUAUUCCUUCAUUUUUGGAGCCACGCCUACUCCACCGCUGGAGCGAAGCAGCUCAUAAUCAGCAACUCGAUCCUGGGGCUUGAGUCAGCCGGCGCCCACUACUGGACUGGAAGACUGAGAGAGAGUAGCCGUGGAGGAGAGAGAGCACAGUGUGUGCAGGAACCCGACUCUGACGACACAGAAAAUACUGUAAUGACUCUGUUAUUGUUUCUUUAUUAUUCAAGCACAGGAGACACUUUGUCGUUUUAUUUAGUAAAUGUUUCUUGUUGUUUUUGUUCAUUUACAAUAGUCUACAUUUUAUCCAUAUAGGUGCAGUCUGACAGCAGGCUUCCACGCCUUAAAUCACUGACUGCGUAACAUAUAUUGAGCAGAACAGCUAACUGGCAAAAAAAUCGAUGGAAUCUUUUUAACAAAAAAAUUGUCAGUGAAUUUUAGUAUCAGUUACAUGGUUUAAUCUUAACAUGAACAACACUGUAGAUGAUGUUACGUGUCGCCAGCCAGUCUCCAUCCUGCUUUCGGUUCACAUUCACAUCAAAACUUCAGGGAGUCGAUUCCGAAAAAAAAAAGGAGUCGAUUCCCUGAUUCCAGGCAUUGAAAACUAGGAGUCGAUUCCACAUAGCGUAAAUGAUUCACCUCCAGCGAACAGAGCAAGCGUAGUGAAUUUAACGUGCAAUAGCGAUAUUCCUACACAUCUAGACCGGAAGUGAACUAGACUCAAGUCUAAAUGAUUCAGAAUGUUGGUCCAUUUAUUUAUUUUUUUUACACCUAGUAAACAAACAAAAAUGUACGUUACAGUAGUCUGAGUGGUCGACGUAAACGCUUGAUCAUAUUCUCCCAUCUUGAUGAAUGUCAGUCAUUAUUAUCUGAUCUAUUAUCAAUCGCCUGAUAUUUACUUAAGCCAUGUUCAAAGCUCUAGUAGUAGUACUAGCUGAUUCAAAUGCUGGAAAGAAAUAUUUAUUUAUGUUUAUUUAUUUUUUUAUUUUGUAUAUUUUCAUAUCCCAAAUGACUCAUUGAUGAUUUAUAAAAAAAAAUAUCUUAAUUGAUUAAUUAGGGGGGGGGGCAUAACCAACAGAUCAUUAAAAUAGUCCCGAUUUCAUUUUUGCCACAGGUGCAAUAAAAAAAAAUCAGGUGUUGGAGAAGUUAACACAAAUUAUUAAAAAAAAUAAAAAAAAUAAAAAAAUAAAUUAAUAAAAAAUA